GGGCCCCGUCCCGCGUGUCCCGCGGCCGCCGGCGCUUCCCGAGCCUCUCCCGCCGAGCCCGGCCCGGCCCGGCCCGCGCCAUGGCCGCCUACAAGCCAGUGGUGGUGCAGGCGUGCCCCAGGCUCGGGGAGAGGAUCACGCAGGACACGCUGUACUGGCGGGGAUACAAGACACCUGUUCAGAUAAAGGAAUUCGGCGCAGUGAAUAAAAUUGACUUCUCCCCGGUCCCGCCGUAUAACUACGCUGUCACCGCAUCCUCGAGGGUCCACGUCUACGGCCGCUACUCGCAGGAGCCCAUCAAGACCUUCUCGCGCUUCCGCGCCGCGGCGUACUGUGCCACCUACCGGGACGACGGGCGCCUGCUGGCCGCCGGCUGCGAGGACGGCAGCGUCUCCCUGUUCGACAUCGGCGGCAAGGCGCCGCUGCGGCAGUUCGAGGGGCACGCCAAGCCAGUUCAUCUGGUGGGAUUCCUGUCUGAUAAAUACCGAGUAUUUUCCGGUGGUGAUGAUUAUUCAUCAAAGUUGUGGGAUAUUCCGAGUGCCACAGAAAUCAUCUCUUACAGUGAACAUACCGACUAUGUGAGAUGCGGCUGUGCAAGUAAAGUGAAUGCAGAUGUCUUCAUAACAGGUUCCUAUGAUCACACUGUGAAACUGUUUGAUGCACGAACAAAGAGCAGUGUCAUGACGAUAGAACACGGCCAUCCUGUGGAGAGUGUGCUUCUCUUUCCGUCUGGUGGACUUCUGGUAUCUGCAGGAGGUCGAUAUGUCAAAGUUUGGGAUGUACUAAAAGGUGGACAGUUACUAGUUUCACUUAAAAAUCACCAUAAAACUGUGACUUGUUUGUGCCUGAACAGCUCUGGACAAAGAUUAUUGUCAGGAUCCCUUGAUAGGCAUGUGAAGAUUUACAGUACUACAUCCUACAAAGUGGUCCACAGCUUCAACUAUGCAACAUCCAUCCUCAGUCUUGCGUUGUCACCUGAAGACGAAACCAUAGUUGUAGGCAUGACCAAUGGAGUGCUAAAUGUUAAACACAGAAAACCAGAAGAAAAGAAUGAAAACUCUCAAAAGAAGAGACAACCAGCAUAUAGAACCUAUGUGAAAGGAAAAACUUAUAUGCCAAAACAGGAAGAUUUCUGUGUCAGUAAACCUGUAAAACGUGUUUUGAGAAAAUACGAUAAGCUGCUGAGGAGCUUUCAGUCUUCCAAGGCUCUUGAUGCAGUGCUGGAGCCACCCAUCAUGCUUCAUACCCCUGAAGUCACGGUUGCAGUCAUGCAGGAGCUACAUCGCAGAGGAACGCUGAGAAGUGCACUGGCAGGCCGAGACGAGAAGCAAGUUAAUCUCCUGCUUACCUUUGUGGCAAGGCGUGUGAUUGAGCCUAGAUUUACUCCUAUGCUGGUGACUGUUGCCGAUAUGAUCACUGACAUUUAUCAGCCUGUGGUUGGGCAGUCAUCAGUAGUUGAUAAACAGUUCUUGAAACUCCAGCAAGCUAUUGGAAAAGAAAUUGACUAUCAAGAAGAACUACUAGAAGUUUUGGGAAUGAUGGAUACACUGUUUGCUACUUUUACUAAGAAAAGAGAUACAUGUCUAGAAGAGAACAAAAGUAAUGGUGUCACAGAGAUUAUUGAAACAAAUAGGAAUUACUGACACCCAUCUCAACAAAUUGUCAUAAUUGUGAACUUGAAUGACAUGCUUCUGGUAACUUCUUAUAACAGUGACUUUCAAAAUAAGCCUCUCUAUGUUGAAGUUCUGUCUUUUAAACUAUGUUGCUGAAUAGGCUUGAUUACUGAGGAUAGAGAAAGAGGACAUUUUCAAGAUUGUCCAUGCAAUAUUUUUCAAACAAUUUAGUUUUAAAGUUUUAUUUCAGAGUUACAUAACUUCCUACAAUUUACAUGGGGAUUUACAUGGCCUCAUUUUUGGUAGCAGCAGGGGUGCUUCUGUGAGAAGCUGCCAGAAGCUUCCUUCACAUUUGGCAGAACCAAUCCCUAGUUGCUCCAAAGAUGGACAUGCUGCUGGCCAAGACUGGGCCAACUAAAAAUGGUGAUAACAAAGUUAUUGUGCAGUUGUAAUUGUGGCCAGAGAAGGGCAGAGUGAGAACAUGUGAGAAGAACAACCCUGUGGACACCGAGGUCAGUGAAGAAGGAGGGGCAGGAGAAGUUCCAAACACUGAGAUUCCCCUGCAGCCCAUGGAGAUCCAUGGGGAAUGCAGGGAUCCACCUGCAGCCCAUGGAGGAGCCCAUGCUGGAGCGGGUGGAUGCCUGGAGGAGGCUGUGACCCCGUGGGAGACCCAUGGAGAGAGGGGCCCUGCUCCCAGGCUGGAGCAGCCUGUCCUUGGAGCACUGCACCCAUGGAAGAGUGACCCACGCUGCAGCAGUCUGGGGAGGACUUGCCUGUGGGAUGGGCUCACUCUGCAGAAGUUCAGGGAGAUCUGUCUCCAUGGGAGGGGAGCCCACAGUGCAGCAGGGGAAGGAAUCCUCUCCCUCAGCAGUGGGAGAAGCCACGGGUCAUGAACUGACCAUAACCCCCAUUCCCUGUCUCCCUGUGCCACUGGGGAGGAGGUGGAGCUGGGAAGGAGGGAGGGGUGAGGGGAAAGUUGUUUUUAGGGUUUGUUUUACUUCUCAUUGUCCUGCUCUAAUUUUGUUUAAUAAUAAAUGUAAUUAAUAUAUCUUAGUUGAGCCUGUUUUGCUCAUCAUGGCAUUUGAUGAGUGAUCUCUGCUGCUCUUAAUCCCAACCCAUGAAUCCUUAGUUACAUUUUCUCUCCCCAGUCCAGCUGCAGAGGAGUGAGUGAGGGGCUUUGCUGGCUGCCUGGUGUGUGACCAGCACCAACCCACUACAGUUAUGUGUCCAGUACUGUCAGCAGUUGACAAUUUUCAGUUUUUAUUUACCAGAAAAUAAUUGAUGUUUGUGUGAUUUUAAUGUGUCACUGUCUUUAAAUAAAGUUCAUAUCCGAUCUCACAUCCUUGAAAAUACAAAGAAAACAGCAUAUGCAUUUGAUAACACUUGACUACAUUGUUUUUUCUCUCCCUGCUUCAUCUCCAUUUAAGAUUUUAAUGAAUUCACAGCGCACAGCAGAAUGACUCAAGAAUUGUGUGCUUAGGUAUAUUGAAAAAGUUAGUUUACUUUUUUUAAUGAUGCAUAUGUAUUUAUGAGUUACAAUUUUCUAGAAAAUAGGUAAUACCUCUAAAGGGGAAUUCAUUUGAAUUAAAUUAAUGCAAUGAAUAAAAUAUCAGUGAGAAAAUACAAGUUAAA
Molecule: messenger RNA, 3245 nt
Organism: Passer montanus (Eurasian tree sparrow)
Lineage: Eukaryota; Metazoa; Chordata; Aves; Passeriformes; Passeridae
Gene: UTP15
Product: UTP15 small subunit processome component
Exons: 12
Coding region: 81-1643 (520 amino acids)
Biological process (GO): positive regulation of transcription by RNA polymerase I; rRNA processing
Cellular component (GO): nucleolus
Molecular function (GO): protein binding
Source: RefSeq, a predicted model, not a curated record